AUGGAGCCUUCGGGCGAGCCGGAUGCCACCUCCGGGUCGAGCAAGGAGUCCAUUGAUCACGAGACCCUCAAGUACUCCCUGCUGGGCCCCUCCCUGACUAAAGCCGGUCAGGAUGCUGUCGACCAGAGAAAGGUCUCCGAGAUCAUCUACAACGCCUCCAAAGGCUCCAAGUUCUUCAACCACGAGCAGAACCGCGACAAGGUCCUGACGGUGAAGAUCGAUCGCAUCCUCAGGGAGAAGGCCCGUCUCGAAAAGCUUGAUCUCACGGCCGAUCUCCGCCGCGCGGACCAGCUCAUCGCGGAGCUGGAACUGACCCGCGAUCUUUCCCAGCAUGUCGUGCACGUGGACUGCGAUGCCUUCUUCGCGGCCGUUGAAGAACUCGACCACCCCGAAUUGAAGACCGUCCCGAUGGCUGUCGGCAAGGGAGUGCUGACGACCUGCAACUACGAGGCGCGCAAAUUCGGCUGUCGAAGCGGCAUGGCCUCGUUCGUGGCGAAGAAGCUCUGCCCGCAGCUGAUCUGCCUGCCGCAGAACUACGACAAAUACAGCGCGAAGGCCAAGGAAAUCCGCGCCAUUUUCUCUCAGUACGACCCCAUGUUCGAGAGCGCCAGCAUCGACGAGGCCUUCCUUAACUUGACGGCCUACUGUGUCGAAAACGAACUCAACCCGGAGGAGGCAGUUCAGCGAAUGCGCGCCGAAGUGCUCGAGAAAACCCAGAUCUCCGUCUCGGCGGGCAUCGCUGCAAACGCAAAGAUCGCCAAGAUCUCAUCCAACAAGAACAAACCGAACGGGCAGUUCUGCGUCCCGAACGACAGGGCCACCAUCAUGGAUUUCAUGAAAGAUCUCCCCGUCCGCAAGGUCAACGGCGUCGGCCGUGUCUUCGAGCGGGAGCUCGACGCCAUCGGGAUCAAAACAUGCGGCGACAUCUACCCGCAGCGAGCCUUUCUCACCAAACUAUUUGGCGAAAAGGCCUUCCAUUUCCUUGUUCAAUGCUACCUCGGCCUGGGCCGGACGAAGAUCCAGCCCGUAGAGAACUAUGAGCGGAAGAGCGUCGGGACGGAGCGCACAUUCCACGAGAUCGGAAACAAGGAAGAAUUCCGGGCAAAGCUAUGGUCGAUCGCCGAAGAGCUGGAGAAAGACCUGGCAAGAACGGAGUUCAAGGGCCGCACGCUCGUUCUGAAAGUAAAGCUGGCCACAUUCGAGGUCCUGUCCCGACAGUGCCAGCCUCCGAGAGCCGUCUCCACCGCCAAGGACCUCUACGCCUUUUCCCUCCCAAUGCUGGAUAAACUCGAAAAAGACAUCCCCGACCUGAAACUCCGUCUCCUCGGCCUUCGCUGCACGAAUCUCGUGAGCACCAAGAAAUCCGGCAUCGAGCUCUUCGGCUUCACCGCCGUGCCUAAACCCGUCCCGGAAACGGAAACGGAAUCAUCCUCUGACAACCCCGCGGAGCAAGAGCUCGGUGCAGAGGAAGCCUUCGAACGAGCCGCCCGUCAGGAACUGCAGGAUGAAAUUAAUGACCUGGAGAAACUCAGCCAGGAAGUCGCCGAGUCUGCGGAGAUACAGGGAACAGACGGCCCGCCGGCGCAGCCGGUGUACUGGGACUGUCCCAUCUGCUCGAAACCGCAACUCGCCGAUGAUCGUGUCUUUAAUGAUCACGUCGACUACUGUUUGUCCAAACAGACGAUCAAGGAGGCCGUCCAGGGUGCCUCGGAUCUCCCUGACGCUUCUUCUGCUUCUCCUGCCCCUUCUGCAUCGAAGCCACGGAAACGGAAACCGAACGCCCCGGAGUCGCCCGAUCCGCGGCAGAAACGGCUGUUCUUUUCGUGA
Aspergillus heteromorphus CBS 117.55 is the source of this 1827-nucleotide messenger RNA. RefSeq names its product Y-family DNA polymerase. Gene Ontology annotation, biological process: error-prone translesion synthesis. Gene Ontology annotation, cellular component: nucleus. Gene Ontology annotation, molecular function: DNA-directed DNA polymerase activity; damaged DNA binding. The record is from RefSeq and is a predicted model, not a curated record. Bases 1 to 1827 code for a protein of 608 amino acids. Lineage: Eukaryota; Fungi; Ascomycota; Eurotiomycetes; Eurotiales; Aspergillaceae. The transcript is spliced from 2 exons.